Orycteropus afer afer is the source of this 1038-nucleotide messenger RNA. RefSeq names its product guanosine monophosphate reductase (gene GMPR). NCBI's taxonomy places the organism in Eukaryota, Metazoa, Chordata, Mammalia, Tubulidentata, Orycteropodidae. Gene Ontology annotation, cellular component: GMP reductase complex. Gene Ontology annotation, molecular function: GMP reductase activity. Bases 1 to 1038 code for a protein of 345 amino acids. Gene Ontology annotation, biological process: nucleotide metabolic process. The transcript has 10 exons. The record is from RefSeq and is a predicted model, not a curated record.
AUGCCCCGCAUAGAUGCAGACCUCAAGCUGGACUUUAAGGAUGUCCUCUUGCGACCCAAACGGACUGUUUGCAAGUCACGGGAACAAGUUGAUCUUGAACGUACCUUCACAUUUCGAAAUUCCAGGCAGACUUACUCAGGGAUUCCCAUCAUCGUGGCCAACAUGGACACCGUGGGAACAUUUGAGAUGGCAGUGGUGAUGUCACAGCACUGCAUGUUUACAGCCAUUCAUAAGCAUUAUACCCUGGAUGACUGGAAGCUCUUUGCUACGAAGCACCCGGAAUGCCUGCAGCAUGUAGCCGUGAGUUCAGGCAGCGGGCAGAAUGAUCUGGAAAAGAUGAGCAGCGUCCUGGAAGCUGUGCCGCAGGUUAAAUUUAUUUGCCUGGAUGUAGCCAAUGGAUAUUCAGAACAUUUUGUGGAGUUUGUGAAACUCGUCCGUGCCAAAUUUCCAGAACACACCAUUAUGGCAGGGAACGUGGUGACAGGAGAGAUGGUAGAAGAGCUAAUCCUUUCUGGAGCAGAUAUAAUCAAAGUGGGAGUUGGACCAGGUUCUGUGUGCACCACCCGCACCAAGACAGGCGUUGGCUACCCUCAGCUGAGUGCGGUGAUCGAGUGUGCCGACUCUGCCCAUGGCCUGAAGGGCCACAUCAUCUCUGACGGAGGAUGCACGUGUCCAGGAGAUGUCGCCAAAGCCUUUGGAGCUGGCGCUGAUUUUGUCAUGCUGGGAGGGAUGUUUUCAGGCCAUACUGAGUGUGCUGGAGAGGUGAUCGAGAGGAACGGCCAGAAGCUGAAGCUCUUCUAUGGGAUGAGCUCUGACACGGCAAUGAAGAAACAUGCAGGAGGAGUUGCUGAAUACAGAGCCUCUGAAGGCAAGACUGUGGAAGUGCCUUACAAAGGGGAUGUUGAACACACAAUUCUGGAUAUUCUUGGGGGACUGAGGUCGACCUGCACAUACGUGGGAGCCACCAAACUCAAAGAGCUCAGUAGGAGGGCAACGUUCAUCCGCGUGACCCAGCAGCACAACACGGUGUUCAGCUAA